GUUUUGGCUGGUGGUAUAAGAUAAUAGCUAUAACGUUCCUGACUCUUGUUUUUGACGGUUAAUUAAAACCUUUAGUUUUUUGCACCUCUAGCAGGUUUCCGGCAAUGAAGUCACGGACAAAUGCUCCAAAAUAAUACAGUUAUGUUAUUCAAAUCAGUACUGAAACUAUAAUUAUUCUCUUAAUCUAUCGAUAAACGAAGUCUGAGCGAGUAAUUAACAAAACAACAACCGCAUUUCACUGAAAAAUAUGGAGUGAAAACUAUAAGUGAAAAGUGAAACACCGACGUGAAAUUUUCCCAUAAUCUUCUUCUUUAUAAUGAAAAGAAUCAUUUGCAUCUGUGAACAAAUCGAGUUUGUAGCAAGUCUGAAUGUUUAGUUACCAACCAAUUUGUAUAUCAGGGCGAAAUUUUCUUUUCUUUUUUUGAAAUAUUGAGCGAAUUAAAUGAAUGGCUGAGCAAGUAUCGAAGGAAAGAGGAAGGGUAGAUAGUAAGGAACCAAAUGGAGUCGGAAAUGAGAAGACUGAGCCUGACAAUAUUCACGGUGAAGCUAAUCAAGUAGACACUAUUCCAGAUUGUCCUGUGUGUUUACAGACAUGUACUUUGCCAGUCAAACUCCUGUGUGGACAUAUAUUCUGCUUUCUGUGCAUCAAGGGCGUAGCAUUUCGUAGCCGGCGGUGUGCUCUGUGCAGGCAAGAUGUAGACUUGAAAUAUUUUGAUAAUCCUAAAGUUGUUCAGUUUGAAACAAAAGAUGAGGGAUGUAAAGAGUCUGCUGAGGACACAGAGAGGUAUCAGUGGUACUAUGAGGGACGCAAUGGGUGGUGGCAGUACGAGGAAUCCUGCUCUGCUGAACUGGAGAAAGCCCAUAGGGAUGGUAAAAGGUCAUGUGAAUUACCAAUUGCUGGCUUCCUGUAUUUUGUUGAUUUUGAGAACAUGGUGCAAUUUCGUAAAACGGAGCCAGGCCGACAACGAAGAAUCAAAAGGGAUGUUUUUGAUGCAGAGAAGAAAGGUGUUGCCGGAUUGCGGCUCAGCCACCCAAGGUCAGAUGCUACGCACAGGGUCUCGGCUAGUUCCACCAACAACAGAUCUACGGAAUCUGCAGUUUUUGCAAACUUGAGGGGCAUUCAGAGACUAGUGAUAGGGUCCUCCGAUGACAAUGAGGAUAACAAUGGUGGUAGCAAUGGUCAUGUUCAGCAAGACUCCAAUAGCAACAGCAGUUGAAGAUAACAUCAUAGUUGUAUGGAAAUUCAAUUUUUUGAUAUUGUUGUACAUAUUGUGGUACAUAAAGUGAAAAACACUUGGUGGAGGGGUUUAGAUUAGAUUUACAAAUCUCAGUACAUACAUUAUGAUAGUUGUAAUUCAGAUAACUAGCAGUAAUAGCAGUGAAUUAGUCCUUUGUGAAGGAACAAUCUUUGUGCUGUUCUAGGGCAAUCAAUUUAACUAAUUAUAAAAUUUAACUAGUAAAUUUAACUGAACAAGACAAAACGUAAACAUUAGCAUUACAACUUUUUCAAUGCGGAAAACUUUACGAGUAAAGUUGGUCUAUUUUUGGGCAGUAAUAGAUUGGCAACUAACCUGGGCAGCACCUUCAUGUACGCAAAACGCGCCCAUUUUUAUCAUCAUUUUUACCACAACGUACACGUGAAUCGUGCAUGUCUGCAAUUAAUUCCGCAGAUGGUUUAUGCGGCAAAGUCGAUUUCGUUUUCAUUUACUUUGUGAGAAAAGAGUUGCGAUAGAUAGAAAAAUAAACUAACAUUUUAUUUGGGCUAAA
Dendronephthya gigantea is the source of this 1767-nucleotide messenger RNA. RefSeq names its product E3 ubiquitin-protein ligase rnf146-like. NCBI's taxonomy places the organism in Eukaryota, Metazoa, Cnidaria, Anthozoa, Malacalcyonacea, Nephtheidae. The transcript is spliced from 3 exons. Gene Ontology annotation, cellular component: cytoplasm; nucleus. Gene Ontology annotation, biological process: Wnt signaling pathway; ubiquitin-dependent protein catabolic process. Bases 447 to 1217 code for a protein of 256 amino acids. The record is from RefSeq and is a predicted model, not a curated record. Gene Ontology annotation, molecular function: poly-ADP-D-ribose binding; ubiquitin protein ligase activity; zinc ion binding.